UUUACCGAUAUUAAUAAGAGUUGUUCUACAGCUUGUUUAGAUUUAGUAUUAAAAUACUUUUUUUGUUUCAUAUUUUAAGUCCACUGCCUGUACUUACUUGAUCUGUUAUUAUUGUAAUUAUUUUUGUUUUUGGUCAGACACCUUACUCUUAUAUAAGCUGAAAUACGAGUAUAACCAAUAGUAAACAUAGUCAGUUAAUGCUUCUUAAAAAUAAUGAGUAGAUAAUACGGUAUUAUUUUCUUUUAAUCUCCCGAGGUAGGUAUUAAAUUAUUGAGAGACGUUUUUUUAUAACUAUAUAUUAAAAUGAAUAAAUGGAAUGGUCAAAAAUACAUGAAAAAUGUACGAAAAAAUAGUAUAAAAGGCAAGGCAACAGUCGUACAAAAUGCAUGUGUAUGUAUUAUACGUGAGAAAUCGUCGAUGAAGAAGGGAAUGAAAGCGUAGAGGGGGUUGAUUAAUUGACACUACUGAAGUUCUAGAGAGAGACGUCACUUGCAAGACUGCCUAUAUCUAGCUUUACCACGUGCUUUGUUUACUUUGUUCAAAAACCUGAAAUAUCUUUGUCCCAUUCAUUAUGUAUACUACGAUACAUAUAUCAAUGAAUACACUUUCAAAAUUAACAUAACGUUUACUUUUCUAAUUGUUUAUUCGUAUAUAAUUUCUAUAAUUGUUUUCUUUAAUCCCACUGCAACAGAAAUACCUUUGCGUUGAUGAUAAAUAAUUAUAUUUGUAUUGAAUUUCAUACGACACAUUGUAUAUAAUAUAUAAUAUGAUUAUAGUAUUGAAUUUAAUGCAUUACUGAAUUAAAUUGUUUGUGAGCCGCUUUUUGUUGAGAAAGGGAAUAAAAUGGAAGUUCAGAAUAUUGAUGCAAAAAUAUCGACUAUAGCUACCGUAUAUUCUACCAAUAUAUAUUUCUGCACUUAAGGCAGCUGAUAGUGUCACCCUCAAAACCUAUAACUUGGCGGGGCACACAGCAUGGGGGAUAGUCUUUUCUCCCCUCCACUUUGGCGACCUUUUCUACAAUAAACUGGAGAAAGUUUUCAGGGGACCAUUGGCACGCGCGUCAACCCCUGUACCUUAUUGUAUUCAUUCUGUAGCCCCAUCCCCCCUCGGCUGGCCAACGAAAUCGUCACUGAGCUGCACAAAUCAUUUCGCCUCACUACCGGUUGGCUCGGUACAUUUCUUGUUGCUACAAACGCGUUUAGAAGCAGACAAACGUGCCAGAUAUCACUGGAUUUCAUAAUAUGAGUGUUUAGUUUAUAAUAUUACGUUGUAAAAUAAUUAAGAGUGCGAUCAGUAAAUUUAAAAAAAUAGUGCGGUGUCGUUUUGUGGUUGAAAGUUAAUAUUUAGUUUAUAUUUUUGUGACGAAAAUGACGAGCUCAGCUUAUUAUUCAAAUAGUGAACCUGCAUAUUGGCCUUAUCCUCAAUUUACUGAUGUAUGCAACACUGGGUCAAUCCAUUCUACGUCAACGUGUCAGCAAGUGCCUCUAUAUCAUAAUCACCAGCAACAAAGCUCAUUAAGUUAUGGUGUGAACAAUAAUAAUACUAGUUCGAAUGUAUCUCCUCCUACCAGCUUUCUAGAGACAAUUUUGCGACAUGGGAAAGAAGCAGUUAGUGAAAUAUACAGUAGUUCAGAUAAUAAACCAAAUCCUGAACUGCAGACAGCUUCAUACAUUCAAGGAACAACUCCUCCCUAUACUCCAUCAUCUUCAGAUCAGAAUUCUCCAUUAAGAAAUGUCGAUAUGAGUACUGCAUCUCGGGAAAAAUUUGAGUUGCCACCAAAAUUACUAGAAUCUGAAGAAAAAUACAAGGAGUGCAAUUAUUCUAUGCUGCGGAGUAAUACCGGAAAUUGUGGUGCAUCUUUAAAUAGAUCUGUUCCCAAUUCAAACGAUUUUAAAACUACAAAAAUGGAGUACGAAUCGGAUGAAGAUGAUAAAUAUGACGAAUCGGAUAUUGCCCACUCCCCAGAAGAUGCCAAAUCAGUUCUGCAUCAACCAGUUGAUUAUCCUUGGAUGAAGUCUAAUUAUGCUGACGGCAGUGCGAUGGGCCAAAAACGUACCAGACAAACCUACACUCGUUUUCAAACAUUGGAAUUAGAAAAAGAAUUUCAUUUCAAUAAAUACUUAACCAGGCGUAGAAGAAUCGAAAUAGCGAAUUCUUUGAGUCUCACAGAAAGGCAAAUUAAAAUUUGGUUCCAAAACAGAAGAAUGAAGGCCAAAAAAGACGGCAAGACUGGAGGAUUUGGUUUAGACACCAGUUUUAGCGAUGAAAUUCCGUCUCCAAAACAACGUGAACCAGAGAAGCUUCCGAUGAUGACGUCAGUUAAUUCCACAACAUCGAUGUUUCAUAAUAACACGUCUAACCAUAGUUUAAAUUCUGUUCCAUCACCGUCGAUUAACAUCCAUCAGCAGCAACAGCAUCAAUUGCAUUCUGCUUACCUAAGUUAUCAUCAAUAUUCGCAAGAACAUUUAUACCCAAGUCAAGAUCACUUUCCUUAUCGUGGCAUGCAUUCUUAUACGGAGAAGCUCAGUUGAAACUGAACUUCAAAUUCUAAAUAGAUGGUAACACUAGGUAUAUAUAUAUAUAUAUAUAUAUAUAUAUAUAUAUAUAUAUAUAUAUCUAUAUAGGCAGCUGCUUGAAAAUAACCAUUAUAAUUUAUGACUAAACGGUUCGAAUAGCCAUUCUACGUCAGGUAUUUAAGACCCGUUUCUUUACGUUUAAAAUUGCACAGAAUAACAUCGUAAUUUCUGUCUGACUUAAAUUUUUCUUUUCUUUUCUUCGUUCUCGCAUAAACAAUAAUGAGAAGAAAGUCAUAAUAUAAUAUUUACCCUAAGCAAAUUGUGUUUAUGAACAAAUCAUUUCAAAUAAGAAAUGUUUUCUAUAAUUAUUUGUGAAAUUCUCGGCUUAUUGGAAAUCAUAGUUUCAGUAAGCUCUUAAGCUACUUAUCGAUGUUUGUCUUCAUAAAUACUUAUUUACACAACAAGAUAAUAAAGUUGAAAUGCUUAAUAGUUUGUAGAUGUAGCUCUCGAAAAAAUUAAUAUAUUAUAAGUUUUUAUCAAUACCAAUGAGAAAUUUCAAUUCAUUGUAAAGAAAAACUUUUAUUGGUGCAAAAAUUUUUUCUAAUUUUUAUAUUUAUAUUUUUUUAACAGAAGAAAAACCUAAUUUAUUUACAGUAUUCCAAAAAAAAAAAGAUAAGA
Messenger RNA from Microplitis demolitor, 3194 nucleotides. Its product is annotated as homeobox protein Hox-A5. Gene Ontology annotation, molecular function: RNA polymerase II cis-regulatory region sequence-specific DNA binding; DNA-binding transcription factor activity, RNA polymerase II-specific. NCBI's taxonomy places the organism in Eukaryota, Metazoa, Arthropoda, Insecta, Hymenoptera, Braconidae. Gene Ontology annotation, cellular component: nucleus. The transcript has 2 exons. The record is from RefSeq and is a predicted model, not a curated record. Gene Ontology annotation, biological process: anterior/posterior pattern specification; negative regulation of transcription by RNA polymerase II. The coding region runs from base 1368 to 2531 and encodes 387 amino acids.